AUUAUGUUUUUCUAUUGGUUUUUUGUGCUUCUUCUGGCAAAAACAACCAUAGAAGCAUAUGAGCUGAAGUGUACGCCAAAUGCAACAGCAUGGACCCAGGAAGAUUCACUUCCUGCAGCAUUGGCACUGAAGGAUAGCUAUAACGUUGUUGUUCGGCAUACUGAUUGGAAUGCGAAUAGAACAAGCCUGGUGAACGAACGUCGUACCCCAACCUAUGCUUAUGUCACAACAAUUUCCCGCAACAAAUCUUCGUGUACCGCGUUACCAGACGUCGCUGCUUUGCCCUCGCUGUACAUGCAAACGGAACUUGCCAAAAUUGUUGGAUUCAAUGGUAAUUCGAUGGCCCAGUUGAUCAACUUCCUGCUAAAAUAUAAUUUUACGGAACAUCAUUUUGAGAAUGCUACGCAACUUGUUGGUGGAAUCGAUGCAGUACUAUGGCUUGGUUGCCGAAAUGAUAACAAAACUAUCGUACAGGUACUUGUUCGCCUCAUUUUUUAG
Messenger RNA from Gongylonema pulchrum, 498 nucleotides. The record is from the annotation of a GenBank genome assembly. Lineage: Eukaryota; Metazoa; Nematoda; Chromadorea; Rhabditida; Gongylonematidae.